Messenger RNA from Thermochaetoides thermophila DSM 1495, 2958 nucleotides. Its product is annotated as AP-2 complex subunit alpha-like protein. Gene Ontology annotation, biological process: clathrin-dependent endocytosis; intracellular protein transport. The record is from RefSeq and is a predicted model, not a curated record. Lineage: Eukaryota; Fungi; Ascomycota; Sordariomycetes; Sordariales; Chaetomiaceae. Bases 1 to 2958 code for a protein of 985 amino acids. The transcript is spliced from 7 exons. Gene Ontology annotation, molecular function: clathrin-cargo adaptor activity. Gene Ontology annotation, cellular component: membrane coat; AP-2 adaptor complex.
AUGGCGUCCACGGGGUCUUCGGGCUUCUUGGGCCGGUCAAGCGGCAGCAGCAAUAACAUGCGCGGUCUCGUCCAGUUCAUUGCCGAUUUGCGGAAUGCUCGGGCGCGCGAGCUGGAGGAGAAGCGCAUCAAUAAGGAGCUGGCAAAUAUCCGGCAGAAGUUCAAAGAUGGAAACUUGAGCGGAUACCACAAGAAGAAAUACGUCUGCAAGCUCCUCUACAUCUACAUCCUCGGCUUCGACGUUAGUUUCGGCCAUCUGGAGGCCGUCAAUCUUAUCUCAUCGACUAAGUACUCCGAAAAGCAGAUCGGCUAUCUGGCCGUGACGCUAUUCCUCCAUGAGAAGCAUGAGCUUCUGCACCUUGUGGUCAACAGCAUACGGAAAGAUUUGUUGGACCACAAUGAGUUGUUUAACUGUCUGGCGCUGCAUGCCAUCGCCAAUGUCGGCGGCAGGGAAAUGGGCGAGGCAUUGGGCGCGGAUGUGCACAGGCUAUUGAUCUCUCCCACAUCCAAGUCGUUCGUCAAGAAGAAGGCUGCUUUGACGCUCCUACGCUUGUACCGUAAACAGCCGGCCAUAGUCCAGCCGGACUGGGCGGAGCGAAUUGUCUCCCUCAUGGACGACCUGGACAUGGGCGUGGCCCUCUCCGUGACAUCCCUCGUCAUGACCUUGGCGCAGGACAACCUGGAGCUGUAUAAGGGCGCAUAUGCUAAAGCUGUCAACCGUCUCAAGCGUAUCGUGCUUGAUGGCGAGUAUACCCCUGACUAUGUCUACUACAAAGUGCCUUGCCCCUGGAUCCAGGUGAAGCUCCUGAGAUUACUGCAGUACUUCCCCCCGUCAGAGGACAAACACAUUCGCGAAAUGCUCCGCGAGACUCUCCAAAAAAUCCUGGAUCUUGCCCUUGAAACCAACAAGAACGUCCAGCAAAACAACGCCCAGAAUGCGGUACUGUUCGAGGCGAUUAACCUGAUCAUCCACCUCGACACCGAGCACGCCCUCAUGAAGCAGAUCUCCCAGAGAUUGGGUCGCUUCAUCAACUCCAGGGAGACCAACGUCCGCUAUCUGGGGCUGGAAGCCAUGACCCAUCUGGCUGCCCGUGCAGACACGCUGGAUCCCAUCAAGCAGCACCAGGAUGUCAUCAUCGGUUCGCUCAAAGACCGAGACAUCAGUGUCAGGAGGAAAGCGCUCGAUCUCCUCUACAGCAUGUGCGACCACACAAACGCCACAAUUAUUGUGACGGAGCUGUUGCACUACCUGCAAAACGCUGACUUCGCCAUCCGUGAGGAGAUGGUGCUUAAGAUCGCCAUCCUGACGGAGAAGUACGCUACGGACGUGCAGUGGUAUGUCGACAUAUCGCUGCGGCUCAUCGCCAUGGCGGGCGAUCACGUCAGCGAUGAGGUCUGGCAGCGUGUGAUCCAAAUCAUCACCAACAACGAGGAGCUGCAGGUCUAUGCGGCACGGAACUGUCUCCAGUACUGCAAGCAGGACCAUUGCCACGAGACGCUCGUCAAGAUUGGUGCCUAUAUCCUCGGUGAGUUUGGACAUCUGAUUGCCGAAGAGAAGGGCUGCAGCCCGAUCGAGCAGUACCUGGCGCUUUCUAGCAAGCUGGGCGCUUGCUCGUCGAGCACUAGGGCCAUGAUUCUAUCUUGCUUCAUCAAGUUCGUCAACUUGUUCCCUGAGAUCAAGCAGCAGCUCGUGGCAGUCUUUAGCAUCUACAGUUACUCGCUGGAUGCUGAGCUGCAGCAACGAGCGUGCGAGUAUCUCACCCUGGCCAACAUGCCCACCGACGACUUGCUCCGCACGGUCUGCGACGAGAUGCCUCCGUUCCCAGAACGUCAGUCGGCCUUGCUCUCCAGACUCCACCAAAAGCAUUCCAACACGAGCGACAAGCGGACAUGGGUCGUCGGCGGUAAGGAUGCCAACCGCGACCAAGCCGAGCUCAACAUGGCCAAGCAAGGCGGUCUCCGGAAGACCUUCACCAACGGCAGCCAGGCCACCGGCACAUCGGCCGCCAACGGCCAACCCACCGGCGCCGUCAACGACCUCAUCGGCCUCGACAUGAACAACGUCGGCCCCGCCGAACAAAAGACAGUCAAGGUCCCCAACCUCGCCAGCUCAGCCCACCUCUCUCCCGGCUGGGAGCGCGGCUUCAACCGCCUGCUCCUGCGCACAGACGGCAUCCUCUUCGAGGACCUGCAGCUCCAAGUCGGCGUGCGCUCCGAAUAUCGCGGCGCCAUGGCCUGCCUGAUCCUUUACUUCACCUCCAAGUCGCCCUCCAUCAUGACCGGCUUCACGACGACCCUCGACCUAGACGAGUCCGAAAAGGGCAACAUCACCUGGGACAUCAAGGGUAUGCCCGACCCGACGCUGUCGCACGGCGGCCAGACUCAGCAGGUCAUUCUCUUCGAGGCCAAGCGCGUGUUCCAGAAGGCCCCGACUAUCCGCAUUAGCUACCUGUCGGGUUCCCUGCAGUGGUAUACCUUGAUGCUGCCGCUGGCGAUUCAUAAGUUUAUGGAUCCGGCGGAGCUGUCUGCGGAGGAUUUCUUUAAGCGAUGGAGGCAGAUUGGAGGCGCCCCGCGCGAGGCACAGAAGAUUUUCGGACUGGCACCCGCGGCGAGGGAUGCGAAGAGGGAGUUGAACGAGGAUUUUAUUCGGAGAGUGGUGGAAGGGUUUAGGUGGGGCAUCUUGAGGGGGGUUGAUCCGAAUGAGAGGAAUUUUGUGGGUGCUAGUGUGGUGCAUACUACGGAGGGCGGCAAGUAUGGGUGUUUGUUGAGGUUGGAGCCUAAUUAUGCUACUCAGAUGAUUCGGUUGACGAUAAGGGCGACGGAUGAGAGCGUGCCGCCAAUCUUGUUGAAGAUGAUGGAGGAAAGGCUUGUGGUGGGCAUGUCGACACAGACAGAGAAAAGACCGCCACCGACGGUGAGCGAGAUCUCGGAUGCCUUUAGGAACGUGAUGGUUCGGUGA